AUGGCGUCCCAGGCCACGAUAACAAUCAAAGGACCGUCCACAGCUGCCAGUAUCUCCGCUCCACGCCAGAAAAAACGCCCUGGAUCUGCGGCUGCGAGUGGACCCAGCCAAAGUGGACAGAAUGGCAGCAGCAAGAAAAAGAAAUCCACUCCGAUAGCUCCGUCCUCCACUGCUCCACCACAAGUAACAACAGUGGAGGCGGUCGCUGAUGAUGAUGCUUCAAGUUCCCUCUCAGAGUCCACAGCGAAGCCCCCACCGUUUAAAGACCCCAACUUUACGCAUUCAGGCAUUGGGGGAGCAGCAGCAGGCAAAAAGAACAGGACAUGGAAGAAUCUCAAACAGAUUUUAGCACUGGAGAAGACUCUACCAUGGAAAGUCAAUGAUCCAAACUAUUUUAACAUAGAUGCCCCUCCCUCUCUGAAGCCAGCUAAGAAAUACUCUGACAUCUCCGGACUCCCUGCCAACUACACAGACCCUCAGACAAAGUUGCGCUUCACGUCGAAAGAGGAGUUUUCGUAUAUCCGCCUGCUGCCCUCCGAUGUGGUGACCGGUUAUCUGACCCUCAGAAGGGCCACCAGCAUUGUACCGUGA
Molecule: messenger RNA, 591 nt
Organism: Knipowitschia caucasica
Lineage: Eukaryota; Metazoa; Chordata; Actinopteri; Gobiiformes; Gobiidae
Source: the annotation of a GenBank genome assembly